UGGAAGACCUGUACGAAACGAACACAACUAGUUGGGUCAUGGAGGAAGUUCAGCCACGUUCAUCUCAAAUCUCUCCUUUGACAUUAUUGAAUAAAACUAGUAAACCUCGUUGUGAAACGUACACAAAACAUCUGCCGAAAAAUAAUAACAUAACAAACCAAAAAAAAAAUAAUGAAACACAGUGUUGCAGAUCUUGACAUUAAACCCUAGAAAAACCUUUCUUCUAAAGAUGUUGGGAGAAUCGUAACAGUCGCCAUAUAUCCCAAUUCUGCCAAAUUUAAAAGAAUAGUCGCCUAAAUACGACGAGAAAAUGACAACUGAGUAAUCCAAUCGUAAUAUAUUUUUAAAGAGUUAAAAACGAUGAUUUAUGACUGGGCUUAUGGAUCGGAAGCAGAGCGCAUCAGACUGUUCAGUGCAAAAUAUUAUGCUGCCUGUGCUGGCGGAGGGAUGGUCAGUGCGGGCGCUACACAUCUUCUCAUUACGCCUUUAGACAUGCUGAAAGUUAAUAUGCAGGUUGAUCCUGCUAAGUAUAGGAACAUUUGGUCAGGGUUUGGUGUUAUAGUAAGGGAACAAGGUCCAGCAGGCCUAUGGAAGGGCUGGGCAGGGAAGCUUUUUGGUUAUGGUGUCCAAGGUGGCUGCAGGUUUGGGUUGUACGAGUACUUCAAAAAGUUUUACUCUGAUGUUGCUGGGAAAAGUAAUUUGAAGCAUCACAAAACUAGUAUCUACAUAGCAGGCAGUGCUUCUGCACAAAUAAUCGCUGACCUUACCCUUUGUCCUUUCGAAGCUGUAAAAGUAAAGGUUCAGACACAGCCCAGAUUUGCUAAGGGCUUGGUAGAUGGAUUUCCAAGGCUCUACUCAACUGAAGGCUUGUCAGGGUUUUACAAAGGAAUUGUACCUCUGUGGUGUCGAAAUCUUCCAUUUGCAAUGAUCAUGUUCUCCACAUUUGAGCACACAGCAGGCUUUUUAUACCAAAAUGUUCUGCAGAAGCAAAAGGUUGAAUGUUCCAUAAUUCAGCAACUUGGAAUAACAUGUGCAGCAGGGUACAUGGCCGGAACUGCUGGAACCAUUGUUUCAACUCCUGCAGACAAUAUUGUUGCAUGCAUGUAUAACAAGCAGGCUGAUACGGUUUUGGAGGUUUUUGCCUUUCAUUUAAGAGCCAUAAAAAAGAUUGGAAUCAUAAACUUGUUCACCAGAAGCCUCCCAAUCAGGAUUGCCCUUGUUGGUCCUGUUAUCACAACUCAAUGGUUUAUCUAUGAUACAAUAAAAGUUAUAAAUGGAGUGCCUACGAGUGGAGGCAUUGACUAUUUCACUGAAUGAACUGGAACCAACGAUACCGCUCAAGAAUGGAAAUGUUCCAGUUGCACAGUUGCUGUAAUGGGAAUAUAUCCAAUAAUGUACAUAACCAAAUUGUUUAUGUAUGCAGUGUUACUAAUCUGAAUCAGAUUUUUUUGCGGCAGGGCAAUGAACUUGUACAUGUACCAUAUCGGUUCUCCACUAUAAGAUUCAUUGCUUUUGUUCUCAUGAAAUCUGACUGGAGGAUAUCCUACAUAACAAUGGAGGUUAAGCAUUUUUGCUGGGAUCGUGAUUAACUUUUGUGUAGCUUCAUAGGUUUUUGGAUUCAUCGAAGGUCACAUCCACCAAGUUGCAUUAACAUGGAGAUCCCUUUUAAGCAUGGGGCAUGUUUGUCAAACUAGCCUUACCACUUGAUCACAUUCCGGUGGACGUCUACAUGUUCCAAUCCAACGAAUAUUUGUUUUACUGUAUUGAAUCAUUUUUCUAUGCUCUAUUGUGAGCGACUAUUUCUAUGUAUGUUUCCAGAAUUGUAACAGCCUCAUGGAUGUCUUUGACUUUUUUUGCUGUCAAAAUCAUCUGGGCAAUCCAAUGAAUAUUCGGCCUAUUUGAUGCAGCGAUCCAGCUUUGAUCUAGAUGGUUAGUUCGAGUGGCAAUUUCACCUUUUUUUAUAAGUUCUCUUAAAAGAAUGUUAAUUUA
Cryptomeria japonica (Japanese cedar) is the source of this 1989-nucleotide messenger RNA. RefSeq names its product mitochondrial phosphate carrier protein 1, mitochondrial. Lineage: Eukaryota; Viridiplantae; Streptophyta; Pinopsida; Cupressales; Cupressaceae. The record is from RefSeq and is a predicted model, not a curated record. Gene Ontology annotation, biological process: mitochondrial phosphate ion transmembrane transport. The transcript is spliced from 6 exons. Gene Ontology annotation, cellular component: mitochondrial inner membrane. Gene Ontology annotation, molecular function: phosphate transmembrane transporter activity. Bases 361 to 1317 code for a protein of 318 amino acids.